CUUAUCUUGAUAUUCGUACUAAUAGAUAGAGUUAGGUGUCUUCGCGCUCAUACAUCAUGUCGCGUAAGCCGGUGGUGUAGCGCGCGCUGUCAUCGGCCGGCUGUCGCAACCGAUGGAGGGUGGAGCUUUGACGAAGAUGACGAAAUCGGCCUAUAUUCUCCGAACAACCACAGCCGGAGCUUCACGUCAACACGAUUAACUCCACCUGAGCAUCAUUCGACCACCACACUUCAACAUCAAUUCCACACAUCAUGAACACCACAAUUCUCCGCACUUCUGCUCUGCGCUCGGCUGCCAGGGCAACUGUCCCCAAAGUCUCCCGUGCUGGAGUCGCAACCACAUUUGUGCGAGGAAAGGCCACGCUGCCCGACCUCUCAUACGACUAUGGCGCCCUUGAGCCCUCCAUCAGCGGCAAGAUCAUGGAAUUGCACCACAAGAACCACCACAACACAUACGUGACUUCGUACAACAACUUCAGCGAGCAAAUCUCCGAAGCAAAGGCCAAGAACGACAUCGCCGCCCAGAUUGCUUUGCAGCCUUUGAUUAACUUCCACGGUGGCGGCCAUAUCAACCACAGCCUUUUCUGGGAGAACCUUGCGCCUACAAGCAAGGGCGGCGGCGAGCCCCCUUCAGGUGCGCUGUCCAAGGCCAUCAACGAUAGCUACGGUAGCAUGGAGGCGUUCAAGGAGAAAUUCAACACGGCGUUGGCCGGUAUCCAGGGCAGUGGGUGGGCGUGGCUGGUGCAGGAUACACAGACAGGGAGUGUGCAGAUCAGAACCUAUGCAAACCAGGACCCCGUCGUUGGACAAUUCCGUCCCAUCCUGGGUGUUGAUGCUUGGGAGCAUGCCUAUUACCUCCAAUACCAGAACCGCAAGGCCGAGUACUUCAAGGCUAUCUGGGAGGUUAUCAACUGGAAGGUCGCUGAGCAGCGCUUCAAGUAAACGAUUGUGUUGUGGUAGUCAUUGCUGCGCAUGUAUGUACGUAUAGCAUGACAUUUUGAGACAAAUCUCGUCUUCAAGUCGCAUCCCACGUGAGCAAAACUCUCCGCUAGCAAUCUCUUUCAUCGUGCGUUGGUGUGGCUAUCAAUGCCAGUGCUGAGAGUUUUGCAGCAUCCGAAAUAUGUAUGACUUCUAGGGUUGAUGUGUAGGCUCAAUGUUUUCGAGAAAUCGCUCGCGGAUUUUGGUGAAAUCAGUAUAUCUGAUCAAGUUAGACUAGUACUUGUUAGCCUACUUUCUGCCACUCUCAUGAAUCUUUACGACUACAAUUUGGCGAUCUGAUAUGCAUUAGUAAACUUCAUGAUGUCCU
Molecule: messenger RNA, 1305 nt
Organism: Dothidotthia symphoricarpi CBS 119687
Lineage: Eukaryota; Fungi; Ascomycota; Dothideomycetes; Pleosporales; Dothidotthiaceae
Product: manganese and iron superoxide dismutase
Exons: 3
Coding region: 252-941 (229 amino acids)
Biological process (GO): superoxide metabolic process
Cellular component (GO): mitochondrion
Molecular function (GO): superoxide dismutase activity; metal ion binding
Source: RefSeq, a predicted model, not a curated record